Molecule: messenger RNA, 2139 nt
Organism: Trichomonas vaginalis G3
Lineage: Eukaryota; Parabasalia; Trichomonadida; Trichomonadidae
Product: ATP-binding cassette sub-family B family
Exons: 1
Coding region: 1-2139 (712 amino acids)
Biological process (GO): transmembrane transport
Cellular component (GO): membrane
Molecular function (GO): ATP hydrolysis activity; ATP binding; ABC-type oligopeptide transporter activity
Source: RefSeq, a predicted model, not a curated record
AUGCAUCCGAGCACAUCUACUCAUCGUAGCUCGAGUGAAUAUUCAACUAGAAGAUCAAGUGAAUACUCAGUUAGUGAACAAAUCAAAGUACAAGAUGAUGAAAAGAAGAUGGCCCAAGGCGCAUUGUACAAAAUGGCCUUUGGCAGCUGCAAGAACGUACUUGCUAUCAUCCCAUCAUUCAUUAGUGGCGGUGGUGUCAUUUUAAUCUUCUUCUUCUUCGGUAAAAUCCUUAACUUAAUCUCAUUUUACGCUUAUGUCCCAGAUCCAAAAACAUAUGACAAGUGCCUCAAAUAUAUUUACGCUAUGAUUGGUACAUCAUGUGGCUUAGCUAUCUUCAAAUUAUUCGACCAAUACUUGUGGAUCAGAAUCGGUUGCGAGAUUUCUUGCAAGAUUCGUAGAGCUCUUUUCAAGAACAUGAUGCAAAACGAUGUCACAUUCUUUGAUACAAACCCAAUUGGUGGCAUUUUAACACUCCUUUCUGAAGAUGCUCAACAAGUUCAACAAGCUUUCGGUACAGACAAGGGUACACAGAUUGCUAACCUUGCUCAAUUCCUUACUGGUAUUAUCUUCGCUUACGUUUACUCCUGGAAGCUUGCUUUAAUUGCAACAGCCAUUAUUCCAGUUGCUGCCAUCAUCAUGGCCUUCUUCAUGCCAGCUGUUGUCAAGCAAACAACCCAGAGAUUCCUUUACCUUUCCAAGUCAAUGACAAUUGCUGAAGAAACAUUAUCUUCUGUUAGAACAGUCAGAGGCUUCAACAGAGAAGAAGAUGAAAUCCAGAGAUUCGAGAAAUCCCAGUAUGAAACAAUCAAGUGCGAGAGAAAGCUCGGCGUCUUAAUUUCAAUCAUGGCUACAAUUGUUUUAACUCUUCUUUGGGCUAUGGUUCUUGGUAACCUUUACUACGGUACACACUUAGUUCAGAACUCCCGUAAGCCAGAUGGUACAUUCGGAUUCGGUCUUGGUGACUUAAUGUCUUGCUGGGGCUACUGCAUGUUCGGCUGCAUGGGUAUUUUAAUGCUCCAGGGUUCCCUCCAGGGUGAACUGAGAGCCAUUGCUGCUGGUGCCAGAAUUCUCAAGUUAUCCAAGACACCACCAUCAGUUCCAUUCGAAGGUGGCAUUGAAACAGACAAUUUCAUUGGUGAAAUCGAGUUCAAGAACGUCACAUUCAGAUAUCCAAUACGUCCAGUCAAUGUUCUCAACAACGUUUCAUUCAAAGUAAGAAGUGGUGAAAUCGCUGCUUUAGUUGGUCACUCCGGAUCAGGCAAGUCCACAUGUGUCCAAUUACUCGAGAGAUACUAUGAUGUCAACGAAGGCCUCAUUCUUCUCGAUGGCAAAGAUAUCAAGGAAUACAACCCACGUUGGUUACACCACAAGAUUGGCUUAGUUGGUCAGGAACCAACACUCUUCUCAACAUCAAUCAAGGAGAACAUCCUCUACGGUGUUGAAAGAGCCACAGAGUCACAAAUUGAUAACGCCGCUGAAAUCGCAAACGCAAAGAAGUUCAUUGAAAAGCUUGACAAGAAGUACGACACAUUAGUUGGUGAUCGUGGUGGCCAGUUAUCUGGUGGUCAACGCCAGAGAAUUGCCAUUGCAAGAGCUGUCAUCAAGAACCCAAGAAUUCUUAUUUGCGAUGAAGCUACUUCCGCUUUGGAUGCUGAGUCAGAAAAGAAGGUUCAAGCUGCUCUUGAUAAUGUCCUUAUUGGAAGAACAGGUGUUAUUGUCGCUCACCGUUUGUCAACGAUCAGAAACGCCAACAUCAUUUAUGUUUUCGAUGCAGGUAAUAUCGUUGAACAAGGCACACACGAUGAAUUGGUUAAGAAGGGUGGUUUCUACUACAAGCUCGUUUCAAGACAACUUACACAGGCUGAUGUCAAGAAGGGUGCAGAUGCUGCUAAGAAGAACGAUGAGAACUCUGCAAGUGGAAAUAACAACAGUGAUACAAAGCCAGAAGAAUCUCCACGCCCACCAAGCAGACCAGUUGAACCACUUCCAGACGAUAAGAAGAAAGAUGAAAAGAAGAAGGAUGAUAAGAAGAAAGAUAAGAAGAAGGACAAGAAGAAAGAGACAAGCCGUGAUUCCGACUAUAGCUAUGGUGAUUACUACUCUGGAUUAUAUACUUCUGACGAAAACUCAGAAAAAUAA